AGAAAAUCCAUUUGCAUUUUUAAAAAUGAAACUAAGUUUUUAGUUUAUUCGUUUACAGAUGGCGCAACCAAUCCUUGAAUCGCUGAUAUGAAAAAUAUUUUAUUUGUAACGUCUACUUCUAUGCCAGAGAUAUCUCUGUUCUAUGCUCUCAUUCACGAUUUUCCGAUGACGUGUAUAUUUUUUAGGUUAUGAAAACAACUUGUCUGAAAACUUAAUUUCUAAAUUAAAUUUUUGCAAACUGUAUUGUAAAUUCUAGAUGAAAUUUUUCAUAAUUCAUUAGGACUUUAUUGAAUUUUUGAAAUGGGGAUUGCUAUUAGUAAAGAUUUGGAUUUUCAUCAAAAUGAUUACCUCCAAAAAUUUGUUAGUAAAGAAAUUUUGAAUUUGAAUGACCCAUUUUGGAAUAGACUUCUAACAUUUAAUUUAUCAAUACCUACUAACAGAAAUGACCAGCUUGCUUUCGAAUCGAGAAUAGAGCCUUGUUGUCAAGAAUUGCUGAAAUAUAAUGCAAUUUCUGGAAACUUCGGUACGCUUAUUGAUCUAUUUCUUUUAAGAUCUUCAGAGUUAUUGGCAGCUAGUAAUUCUGAUGCUGAUCUUUUUAAUUGGCAAUUAUUCAAUGCACUUUUCAUUUUGAGAUGUGUUCUUAAAUUCUUCAUGGAAAUUCUGUCAGAAGAAGAAAUUAUCAAACAAAUAGAAAUAAAUGGAGAUAAUACUAGACUGGAAUCAUUAAUAGGAGCCCUAGUUGGAAUUUUGGUAGAUGUACCUAUCAAAGAUUCUACAUAUGCUAUACACUUGGAAGCUACUACAACACUUCUUAUACUUUUAUCAGUUCCUAUUCAUUCUGGCAAGAGACCAGAUGAUUGUUUUGUCUAUCGAUUAAUCAUGAAAGGGAAACAUAUUAUUCAUGCUCCUUUAUUAGUUAAAAAAUUACUAACAAAUUUUAUGAAGCAAGAGAGAAAUUCAUAUAGGUUUGGAUCUGGACAAGGAAAUAGUUUAGUUUUAGGUAUUGCUUCUGGAUUAUGGUCCAUACUUACCUUCAAUAGCAAAACUUCUGUUGAAAGUGAUAAUUUGGAAAAAGCUGAUUUUUAUGAAGUUCCUCUUGCGUCACAGAGUUUACUUUUAGUUUUGGUGUUGGUUCAUCACUGGACAACUCGAACAAAUCCAUACCGUAACAGUUUAUUUUCUUGCGCUAAUUAUGAAGAUAACACACCUAUUCUUCCUACGAGCAAUGGCACAUUAUUCAAAUUGGAUUUCAGUUCCCUUUAUCAAACAUUAUGUAAGCGAGCAUCUGGGGAAGCAGAAACGUUAUUGCUCUAUUUACUGUUACAUCGAAAUCCCAAUUUCAAAAAAUUUCUUAUGUUCAGGAUUGAUAUAGAACAAUUGGUGAUCCCCAUUCUAAGAACUUUGUACAAUGCCCCCACUAGUAAUUCCCAUCAUAUUUAUAUGUCUUUAAUAAUAUUGCUGAUUCUAAGUGAAGAUGACAAUUUCAAUAAGACUAUUCAUGAAACGAAAUUGAAAAGUAUUUUAUGGUAUACAGAAAGAGCCUUAAAUGAAAUAUCUUUAGGUGGUCUUCUAAUCUUAGUUGUGAUCCGAACUAUACAGUACAACAUGCUUAAAAUGAGAGAUAAAUAUCUUCACACAAAUUGUUUAGCUGCGUUAGCAAACAUGUCUGCAGAAUUUCGCAAUUUACAUCCAUAUGUCAGCCAGCGUUUGGUUUCGUUAUUUGAAACUUUAGCAAAAAAGUACCAAAGAUUAGUACAAACUUUAGAUAAAAUUAAGAAAGGAGAAGAAACCAGUAUUGCAGUGAAUGAUGAUACAGAUUUGGAACAAGACAUUUCUGUUCUUGAAGAAGUCUUAAGGAUGCUCUUGGAGAUUUUGAAUUCUGGACUUUCAAAUCAGUUGAUUCAAAAUCCGAAUUUAGUCUACACCUUAUUAUACAAAAAACAAGUAUUUGAAAUGUUCAAGAAUAAUAUUGUGUUCCAAGAUAUCAUCCAUAAUAUUGAGAUAAUAAUGCAAUAUUUUUCACAAUUACUCACUGAUAAAUCUCAACAGUAUGAAGUUGAUGCAACCCAAGUUCUACUGACCAUUCAGCAGGGUGCAAAAAGUUGGCCAAAGGAUAAAUUAACUAGAUUUCCAGAAUUGAAGUUCAAGUAUGUAGAAGAGGAAUCACCUGAGGAAUUUUUCAUACCAUAUGUUUGGGAAUUGGUGAAUCAACAAUCAUUUUUGCACAUAAAUAAUGAAAAUAAUACAAUAACUGCAACUUGCUAGCAUUAAAAUACAUAGUAUAAAACCAAAAAAAUGGAGAUCAUUUCCUUGUGCAUAUAAGUAUUACCUGAAAUGAUUUUCGACAUUGUAAAUAAUUAGUUUACAUAAUUUGUAUUUAUGUUCAUAUGUAAAGAACUAAUAAAUCUUAAUAUAUUUGUAAAUAAAUUAUUUAUCAUAUAUCCAUUUUUUCCAACGGGACCAACGAAAGUUUUAUCAGAUUAAACAAAACUUUCAAUAUAAUGAAAGUACACCCAGUAAAUUUCAUUAAAGUAGUUGAAGAUAUUUUUUUCGCUCAUGUGAAGAGCAAAAUUUAACUUUGAAAUUGCUAUAACAAUAUUUUAUAUGCAAAAAUAAUUAAAAUCAUUUUUUUCACCUUUCUGUUGCUUUGGUUUCUUAUUACUUCUCGGUUUAUUUUGAAGCAUUGCGAACACUUUUGUGAUGAAAAAACUUUUUGGUCUCCAAUUUCCAAAUUUUUACUGAAUAAAUGCAUUUCAUCAUGCUAUCUGCUUUUUGGAUCUUCAUAGUUAACUUGAAUUCCCGACACCAGUCUGCGACCUUACACAAAAUGAGCCUGGCAAACCUCAUCAACUCAUCCACAUCCGCAGAUCCAACCA
Molecule: messenger RNA, 2876 nt
Organism: Harmonia axyridis
Lineage: Eukaryota; Metazoa; Arthropoda; Insecta; Coleoptera; Coccinellidae
Product: dymeclin
Exons: 8
Coding region: 301-2265 (654 amino acids)
Biological process (GO): Golgi organization
Cellular component (GO): Golgi apparatus
Source: RefSeq, a predicted model, not a curated record